UUUGGGAACUAAUUUUAGAAUAUGAAAAAUGUGGUGGGACGGAUAUUGCAAAAAAUAAAAAUAAAAAAAUAAAAAAAACGAAAGCAUAAUUUUACCUCUCUUGCACCACAGUAAAAACGCCCCCUUCCCUUUCCUUCCGAGAGAGAAAAUGCAAGCUCUAAUUUCGAGCUAAAAUUCACUUUCCCGCCAAAAAGCUCUUCCCUCUAUAAAAUCAACUUUCCCAAAUCCCCUCUCCUGACACGAAUUACUCCUCUAUCUGAAAAAAAAUGAAGAGCCAAAAAUCGAUCCUCUACUUCCUCCAAAAACCCUGGCCGGGAAAGUCCAGCUCCGGCGGCCUUCACUGCCAGGAGCCGCCUCGUCCGGAUCCGAAUCCAGCCUCCGAUCCCGAUCCCGAUCCCGAUCCCGAUAUCAGAGGAACCGAUACGCCCCCGGAAAAGCGCCAGUGCUCGUUCUUUCGGGCCAAUUCUCCGGCGAACGGCGGCAAAAAACGCUCCGACAGUAAGUUCUCCAGCAUCAUGCACAAGUUCAAGAGGGAUGCUGGACCAGGAAGCGUCGAUAUGAGGAAAAAUAAUGACCAUGCAUCCCUUAGUUCUCACCUUGAUUUUGGUGAAUUUGAUGAAAAUGAAUCAAAUGUGAGGAAAAAUACACCUGGCAAGGAUUACUCAAAAACUUCUAUGUCCAUGUCUAAUGAUGCCUAUAGCAGUGAUCCUCCCAGUUUUGAACUUUGCCCUGAUAUUAUGGGACCAGAAACCCCAGCCAUGCGCCCACUUGUUCCCCGUUUGAAACGCGUGCAAGAGGACUGCCGUAAUGCAGAAACUGUGCGCGAGUCUUCCUCUUUUGGUUCCAGAAAAAAAGUCAAGUGUACUCAAGAUUUGGCAACAGAAAAAACAUCUAAUGUUGAAAGAUAUGAGAAUAGCAGUAAGUUUGAGUGGCUCAAUCCUUCAACUAUUCGAGACGCAAAAGGAAGACGACCUGAUGACCUGCUUUACGACAAAAGAACUUUAUACAUACCCCCAGAUGCAUUGAAAAAAAUGUCAGCGUGUCAAAAACAGUACUGGAGUGUGAAAUGCAAAUAUAUGGAUAUUGUCCUCUUUUUCAAAGUGGGGAAAUUCUAUGAACUGUACGAGGUAGAUGCUGAGAUUGGGCAGAAAGAGCUUGAUUGGAAAAUGACUAUCAGUGGCGUUGGCAACUGCAGACAGGUUGGAAUUUCUGAAUCUGGAAUUGCUGGUGCUGUUCAGAAGUUAAUUGCUCGUGGGUAUAAAGUUGGGCGAAUGGAGCAACUUGAGACUUCAGAUCAAGCUAAAGCGAGAGGAAAAAGUUCCGUAAUUGAAAGAAAAUUGGUUCAUGUGUCCACUCCAUCCACCACAAUUGACAAUAACAUUGGACCAUAUGCUGUUCAUCUUCUUGCACUAAAAGAGGGGGUGAAGAAUGGUUCCCCCAUUUAUGGGUUUGCUUUCCUCGAUUAUGCUGCUUUAAAGUUUUGGGUGGGUUCUAUUUCUGAUGAUGGUUCGUUUGCUGGUUUGGGGGCUUUGCUGAUGCAAGUUUCACCAAGGGAAAUUGUUUAUGAAAGCUCAGGGCUCUCCAAAGAAGCUCAUAAGGCUCUCAUAAAAUAUGCUUCAGCCGGUCGCACAACAAUGCAACUAACUCCCGUGAUGCCUAGUGCAAAUUUUCUGGGUCCUGAAGAAGUUAGAAAUCUGAUACACUCUAAAAGAUUUUUUACAGGGUCUUCUAGUUCAUGGACUUCGGCAUUUGAUUGUGCAACCUAUUAUGAUCUUACUAUCUGUGCUCUGGGUGGACUGCUUGAACAUUUAAGUAGGCUAAAGCUAGAUGACGCUUUACGGAAUGGGGAACUUUUGCCAUAUCAUGUAUAUAAGAGCUGCCUAAGGAUGGAUGGGCAGACACUUGUGAAUCUUGAGAUCUUCAGCAAUAAUGUUGAUGGGGGUCUAGCAGGAACAUUGCUAAAGCAUCUUGACCACUGUAUAACUUCAUCUGGCAAACGGCUCCUAAGGAGGUGGAUCUGCCAUCCACUAAAAGACAUUGAUAAAAUCAAUGAUAGACUUAACAUUGUAGAAGGACUGGUGAAUCAAUGUGGGGUAGUAUCCAUCAUGAGUGAGACUUUGCGUAGGCUUCCAGAUCUUGAGAGAUUGUUAGGACAAGUUAAGGCUACUGUUGGGUCUUCUUCUAUGGUUCUGCUACCUUUCGUGGGAGAGAAGAUAUUGAAACAAAGGAUCAAAGCAUUUGGGACUCUUGUAAAGGGUCUUCGAAUGGGAACAGACCUACUAAUUAUCUUACUAAAAGAGGACAGCAGGAGUUUGCCAAUUUUAAAAGUUCUAAAUCUUCCAGUGCUAAGUGAGCUUGAUGAACUGCUCAAACAGUUUGAGGUUGCUGUCAAUGAUGAUUUCCCCCAGUACCAGGACCAUACCAUUGAAGACUCAGAUGCUGAAACAUUAUCUGUUCUUGUUGAGCUGUUUGUGGCAAAGUCUAAUGAAUGGUCUCAUGUGAUCGAGGCACUUAAUAGCGUCGAUGUGCUACAAUCCUUUGCUGUCGCUGCAAUUUCUUCAUGUGGCUCUACGACUAGGCCUGUUCUUUUACCAGUAGAGUCUCGUUCUACAAUCUCAUGCCCAGAGAGUAAAGGGCCAAUUCUAAGGAUUAAGGGUUUGUGGCACCCCUAUGCUGUUGUAGAUAAUGGGAACAGUCUGGUUCCCAAUGACAUAUAUCUUGGUGAAGGUGCAGCUGGGUCUCAUCCACGAGCAUUGCUACUGACUGGACCGAAUAUGGGUGGGAAAUCAACGUUGCUGAGGGCCACAUGUCUUGCUGUUAUACUGGCUCAGGUAGGCUGCUAUGUCCCCUGUGAUGAGUGUGUGCUGUCACCAGUUGAUGUUAUCUUUACGCGGCUUGGGGCAACUGAUCGAAUCAUGUCAGGAGAAAGCACUUUUUUUGUUGAGUGCUCAGAAACAGCAACAAUUCUUCGGCAUGCUACUCAAGAUUCUCUUGUGUUGCUUGAUGAACUCGGUAGAGGGACGAGCACAUUUGAUGGUUAUGCAAUUGCAUAUGCUGUAUUUCGUCAUCUGGUAGAAACCGUUCGUUGUCGCUUGCUCUUUGCCACUCACUAUCACCCCCUCACCAAAGAAUUCGCAUCUCAUCCUCGAGUAAACCUUCAACAUAUGGCAUGUGCUCUUAAAGAUAACGGCCUAGUUUUUCUCUACAAACUUGCAUCUGGCCCUUCACCUGAGAGCUACGGACUUCAAGUUGCUCUUAUGGCCGGAAUCCCCAAUCAGGUUGUUGAGGCUGCAUCAAAGGCUAGCCAAAGAAUGAAGGCGAUGAUCGGUAAAAAUUUCAAGAGUAGUGAAGGGAGGUCUGAGUUUUCUAGUCUUCAUGAAGAAUGGUUGAGAACUUUGUUAGCAGUUGCGAAGACUGAAGAAAGUUGUUGGGAUGAAGAUGCCUCUGAUACUUUGCUUUGCUUAUGGCAUGAGAUGAGGAGCUACUAUGGAUCAAGUAGAAAAUGAUGGGAGCAUAUGUAUAUGUAUAUUGUUUAGUUUUGGUCGAUCUGUUUCCUGCUCAUAUUAGAAUUAUUUGAUAUACGGAUACAAGUUGCAAAUAUUGUUGAACUUUUUUGAAGUAUCCUAAAUCCCAAGUCUUAUAUUUUGUAUUAA
Asparagus officinalis (garden asparagus) is the source of this 3653-nucleotide messenger RNA. RefSeq names its product DNA mismatch repair protein MSH7. The transcript has 17 exons. Gene Ontology annotation, cellular component: nucleus; MutSalpha complex. Gene Ontology annotation, biological process: mismatch repair. Lineage: Eukaryota; Viridiplantae; Streptophyta; Magnoliopsida; Asparagales; Asparagaceae. Bases 267 to 3506 code for a protein of 1079 amino acids. The record is from RefSeq and is a predicted model, not a curated record. Gene Ontology annotation, molecular function: ATP-dependent DNA damage sensor activity; ATP binding; mismatched DNA binding.